Molecule: messenger RNA, 2112 nt
Organism: Uncinocarpus reesii 1704
Lineage: Eukaryota; Fungi; Ascomycota; Eurotiomycetes; Onygenales; Onygenaceae
Exons: 2
Coding region: 1-2112 (703 amino acids)
Biological process (GO): transmembrane transport
Cellular component (GO): plasma membrane
Molecular function (GO): transmembrane transporter activity
Source: RefSeq, a predicted model, not a curated record
AUGUUUUCAGAAUGUAACCCAUACCACCAAGCCGGCUCUUCCCAUCUGCUCCCCUUCGGUCGAGGGUCAACCCAGCAGGCUCCGCUUUUCCACAGUGCCACUGACCAAUUCCGGGAGGAAGACGAUGAGCAGGAGCACGAGCGGGAAAUUGCAGAUUACUAUGCUCUGCAGCGAUCGCGGAGAAACUUUGGUGCUAUUCAGAUGGAAGAGUCCUCAGAGCUUGAGGGAGACGAAGGAAAUAAUAGCACAGAACAUUCAGCGGGCUUGGGUCAAGGAGGGGGGAUAAGAAGCUCAUGGCGUGGAGGAAAAGCGAGCGGAGGUCUUUCACGGAGGACAGGGGUGGAAACUCUGCAUGAACAGGAGGAAGACAAGGCUGAUGAAGACGACGACGGAGCAUCCGCGAGUAGCAAGGGAAAGAAUAAAAUGGUAGAUAUUCGCCUCGAAGAUUCCGUACCGAAUGAUAUGGUAAACCUGGACAACGAAGUACCUUCCGAAUUCCGCGAUGAUAGUGCUCCGGAUAUCCAACAGUUUCGACAGUCGCCGUUGGCAAACGAUGAUUAUCGGACUGGUUCGUCUUUCAUUCCCCAGGAAACCGAUAAACAAACAUUAUUGGACCAUCCUCGACCCCCGAGCCCCGAACAGUCAGAAGCAAUUGCAUCAGCAGUGUAUGGAUCGGAGCCACCAAUGCAUGAUACGUUUUGGGGUCAUUUAUUUCUCCUCUCUGUGGCUGGUCUUUUUGCAUCAGCUUUCAUGGUCUAUCUCCAUACAUCGGAACCGUCCAGUAAACCUGGACUGGGGGAUACGAUUUAUUCUACACUUCACGCCUCUUUUUACCUCUUAGGGACUUAUACAGUUGUCUCGAUCUUUGUGUCCCUGCUGUGGCUGGCACUUUUGAAAUCAUACGUUCGACCGUUGGUUUACGGAAUGCUGAUUGCCGUCCCGGUUAUCUUAUACUCCUUUGCCCUUUACUCAUUCGUAUCAAGUUUCAAGGGCUCGUGGCAUGGCAUCAGCGUGCAAGACAAGGUGAUGCGGUGGGGGUCUUUGGUCCCAGCGAUCAUGGCAACGGGUUGGGUGUACUCUGCUUUCAAAGGCCGCCAUUCUACUGGAAAGGCCAUCAGCAUCCUCGAAUUUUCGUGCCGAAUCCUAAGUGCCAACUCGCCCUUGCUCAUUCUGGGUUUUGCGACCUUAGUCGUUAUCGCUAUCUGGACAUGGCUAUGGAUUCUCAUGUUCACUCGUGUUUUUCUGGGGGGACAUUUGAAUAAGACCAAGUCUUCGUUCAUAAUCAACCCGGAGAGCUGGUGGUUGGGAGCUUAUUAUAUUUUGGUGUACCUCUGGUCCCUUGGGAUCAUUGCCGGAAUUCAACGCUCUGUGACGGCAGCCACCGUUAGUCAAUGGUAUUUCCAUCGCCUCGCGGUUCCAUCGAUUACUUCACGGCAAAUAGUCCCCGCAGCGCUGUCUUUUGCCGUUAAUACGAUGUUUGGAACAAUCUGCCUUUCGUCAUUACUCUCUCUCCUCAUUCGGCUCCCUUUAAUUGUUCUACCCCGGCGCCUAUCAUAUCUGAUAUCUCUCGCGGCGUAUUCGAUCAUUCCUACGCCAAUUGCUGCUUUGACAAACUCCCUAACUCUGACGUACGCUUCCAUCUUCACGCAACCUUUGACUUCCUCCGCCCGAGAUCUUAGCCAGCUAACCUUCCUUGCACCUUCAUCUGCCGCGACAACCAUCCAUCCCCGCUCAUUCGCGAACAACUCCAGGAACGAAGCGCCUACUUUGGUUCCCUACCGUCUUGCUAAACUCCUUCUCCAUGCUACGCGCUUUAUCAUGUCCCUUGCGCUAGGAUUCGGAGGUUGGGUCUCAAGUGCCCGAAAGCUUCAAGUUUCCGAUGGCAACAACACCCUCCGUGGCAGUUUAUACGCAUAUGUCGUGGGCAUGCUUGCCGGAGCAAUUGGAUGGGGAGUCCUGGCGGCGAUGGAGGGUGUUCUGGCCUGUGUGUUGGAUGCGGCGGUGGUUUGUUGGGCGACCGAGGUCGGGACAACGCGGAGAGAAGUCAGGUAUUGCCGAGAAGCAGGGUGGUUAUUCGGUGGGACCAAUGACCGAAGUCGAGAGGAAGUCUAG